AUGUGUUUCUUCUUCUUGUUUCAUAUUUUGUGCAUUGAACGGGUAAAUUCAUCAAGGAAAUGGAGCUGUGUGUACAAGACAAUGAAUUUGCUGAGUUUGAAGAAUUUGAUGAAGAAGAUCAACUUGACACUGAUUCCGCCAAGACCAACCAUCAUCAUUUUCGUGAUCAGCAGCAGCAAUCACAGCAAUUGCAACAGCAGCAGCAGCAACAACAACAACAAUCCCAGGUCUCAACGCUGGAUCCCUGAUGCAGCUGAUGAUGAUGAUGAUGCCACAGUUGAGACUGAAGAUGAUGAAAAUUAUUAUUUACGAGAUGGUGAAGAAUUUGAAGGCUUUGAAGAUAAAGAUAAAAAUUUUGGCAAAGGCAAAUCUCAAGAGCCUGCUCCUGGCCUCACCAUUUCUAAUAUCCCAUAUCACUUACAUACCAAUUGGGAUAGUUUCUACAUGGAAAUGCUUAUGCUGGCUGGUUUGUGUGCCUACUUUCUCAAUUUCCUUGCUGGAAAAACCAAAAACCAUAAGUUAGCCCAAGCAUGGCUGAAUGGACAUAAAGAAUUACUCUAUUCAAAUUUCUUCAUUGUUGGUGAUGAUGGUGCUACAAAGGAUGCACAAUCAGGAAUGUUGAUAAAAGAGUCUGAGAAUGUGUAUGCUCUGUGGUGCAGUGGUCGAGUCAGUGUAGAAGGGAUGCUUGUAGAGUUGAAGUUUAUUAAACGACAGGAUCUUGUCAAUACAAUUGCACGGGCAUUUAAACCAGCUUCUGACCAGAUUGUUGUAACAGUUGACAUGGAACCAAAUGCCAUGGAUAAAUUUGUGCUUUGUGUUGCCCAAAAGAAAAUUUGUGCUAAAUUACAUAGAGAUAUGUAUGAUUUGAGCCAGUUUUGUCUAGAAAAAAAGAGUCCUGAAAAAUUUGAAUUACCAUCAACCUACCAACUGCUUAGUGAAAUUGGUGAAGCCACAGCAGCUGUCCUUGAUAAGAGGGUUUGCCAUAUUCUUACAAAAUAUGAAGGAUUUGUGGAAUACAUUCACUUUUCUGACAUGUUCUCAGGACCUAAAAGUCAAGAAGAAACAACUCCUCAAAAAAUGCCCAACUCUAAACCCGUAUUAAUAUUUUGCUUCAAUGUGCCUGGCAGGGGUCGUACCAGCACAUCAGAUAUGGAAGGCAUGAAGCCAUUAAUGCAGAUGAUAUUUCAUUGCAUUGACAAAGUCAGUCGAAUGCAACUCAGCAAAGAUGCUCGGCAGAAAGCUGAAAGAAACAGACAAAAAGCAGAAGAAGCAUUUUUAAAAGCAGCCCAUGCACAGCGCCAAGAAGCUGCUCAGGCAAGACGAGAAGAAAAGAGAAGAGCAGAAAAGGAAAAAAUAAUGAAUGAAGAUGACCCAGACAAAACCAGAAAAUGGGAGGAACGUGAAAGUAAAAGAGACAUGAAAAGAAAGCAGCCAAAAAUGAAGCGAAUGACAAGAUCUUGA
Molecule: messenger RNA, 1461 nt
Organism: Acanthosepion pharaonis
Lineage: Eukaryota; Metazoa; Mollusca; Cephalopoda; Sepiida; Sepiidae
Source: the annotation of a GenBank genome assembly